Cladocopium goreaui is the source of this 7464-nucleotide messenger RNA. NCBI's taxonomy places the organism in Eukaryota, Dinophyceae, Suessiales, Symbiodiniaceae. The record is from the annotation of a GenBank genome assembly.
GGACGCCAUGGCACCUCAGCUGUUGCUUCAGCGCCCCUCGGACCCUUCGGGCGCCACAGCGCGCGCGUUGCAUCUGCCCGCGCUGCAGCCACGUGGCGCGGCGGCGCAUCGCCUGCGACCAUCUGCCGAGGAAGGCUUCGUUUUGGUGCCCCAUGGCUGGGAGCCUGGAUACCAAUCGGAGCCGGCUUCCAACAGUGGCAUGUUGGAUUUGACGCCAAGCCUCAAUGAAGGUCCAAGGGGUUCAAGUCCCUUGGGCGCCACGUUCACGGCGUUCACAGCCAUGUCUUCGCUGCUGUUCUUCCAGCCGAGCCUGUGGCGGGUGGUGCAGCUGGAUCUGAUUCGAGAGCAAACCCGAGAAGUUCAGAUCGAACAUUUGCUCCCAGCAGCUUUGAGACAGCACUGGCAAACAGCAACUGAGUUUCCAGUAGCUCGGCACAGCGCCCAAAGAUUCUCUGAGGAUGAUCCAGCUCUGGACCAGUUGGUUUUCAUUGUGGUCUCAGCAACUGCCACGAGUACCUUGGGAGUUGAGAUGCUGCUGGGUGUUCCACAAAGCAGAACUGCUACGGCCCAGACAUUUUUGAGUCUCUUCUUCCCGGCCGGUGAUCCACAACAGGCAACGCCGCGAGCACGUUUGGUGGAAUCCCAUCCGCGGCAGAGUGCUGCAGGCGGAGUUUUGCCCAUUGGUCUUCCAGGAGGCCCCACCGCAGGCAUCACGGCUGUGCCUUUUGGCAGCGAAGGCUCCAUGACCUUUGCCGGAGACGAGGUGGGCCGCCUCCCCGGAGCCACCACGGUCGCCAACCUAGUGGAGGGCCAGGCGCAGGAUGGCGCCAAGGCUCUUUGGGCAUACCUUGCGCCCAACGCAGUACCGGAGACCGCAACAACGAGUUUGUGCCUGGCGGUCGGGCGCCUGUCAGUGUUCUGCCACUCCGGUGAGCUAGGACCAGGAGCGCUUGGAUUCGCCACCGAUCGCGUGCGCAUCCUCUACAACGAGUUGCUCGACAUUAGGGCUCGAGCUCCGCCACCUCCUCGACCUGGUGGCGUGAUUGGUGUCCCCCCCCCUGUGGCAGAAGGGGUGGGCGGACCAGGGACCAACCCAGGAGGUGGUCCGGACCUGGGAGUGGCAGCUCCCGAAGCUCCCUUGGGAGGCGAGACAAGUGCGCCCUUGUCCACUCCCGGAGCUGAAGUCAAGACCGAGCAGACCGAGCCGGAAGUGCCACCUCCAGACCCCGUGAAGGGAAAGUCACCUCCCGAAUCUAAGGGAGAACAAAGGGAGUCUGCGCCUCCCGUAGCACCAAAGGCUGGUGCCCUCACGCCUCAACCUCCUCCUCCUCCGCCCCACUGGCCGUUGUCGACUGAAGAAGAAGCGCCAGCCGCAAAUUCGAAGGCUACCUCACGAGGGGUGGCGCCUGCUCCUCCUCCACCUAGUGUCACUGGGGCCAAAGGAGUGGUUCCUGUGAAAGCCGCUCCUCGCCUUCCAGCAAGUGAGGCUGCCAGUUCCUCUGCACCCAAGGCCACAGAGGGAAUCAACAAAGGGCCCAGGGAGGAGGACGAAUACACCUACGAGAGUUGUGAGGAGGAAGCUGUUGAGGAGGACCCAGAAGUAGACAAAAGAGAAACCAAGUCUCCUGUGAAAGCGGAGGCAUCGGCCCCAGAACCGUUAGAGGAGAAUAGGAAGAAGGAAGCUCGGUCAGAAGAGAAGAGGUCAACUGAGGAAAAGCAGCGUCGAUCCAGGGAAAGGUCCAGAGAUCGCCGCGAUAGGAGGAGGACAUCUCGGGGCCGGUCAAAAACAAGGUCGCGCAGAAGGGGAGACAGGCGCUCCCGCAGAGAGGAGAGUGAACGAGGUGGUAGAAGGCGCAGAGGAGAGGCCCGACCAGUUUCUCCUCCAGGGCCACCUCCUGCUCACCUCGUGGGACAAGGCAAGGGGUCUGGCAAGACCCAUCCAGUGUGGAAGAAGUCCAAGGGCAAAGUGCGUGACGCCAGGAGGCCAGCUGCUCGAGAGGAAGCUAGCGUGCCGGAGGGGGCUGCCAACACAGUUGAAGAAAAGUUUGGCCGAGGGGAGAACGUGGAUAUUGCCCAGCUGCCCAUUAGCGCUCUGAAAGUCGGGCAAUUACUGGUCUUUGACGAGGCCAAAUACUUUGGCGGAAGCUGCAAAGUUGCGGGGCGCUAUCGGGAACUAUGGCAAGGAGACCACGAUCAACGUCUCAAGGUUCACAUUACGGGCACGACCAACGCGGACUUGCUGGCCUACGCGACAGGGACAGCAGACCGCCUGGGGGAGGUGCAUCUUUGCCCUCCCGGCUGCGCGGGGGAGCCCCAUGCUCCCGGCUUGAUCCACAGCCUUCAAGUGAGGAGUGUAAAGAAGGAGGAAGAGAAAGGUUUGGUUUGGGAGUUGGACUUAGAGACACCUCCCGGGGACGAGUUAGAGUCCCUUCGUCGGAAGCAGGAGGAGUUGGAAAGACAGUUAGUGGUAGCAAAAGGCGAAGCAGGAACAGCAGGGGAGAAGAAAAUCUCCCGUUCAAGGAGGAGGAGAAAAGAAGAAGAAGAAGGGUCGAAGUCGGAGCUCCAGCAAAACCAGUACCGCCGACCAGAAGAGGGCUGGCGCAGAGAAGGUCAGGAGGAAGAGAAAAUGGGGAGGUCGAAGCAUUGCGCGGAAGGACCUCUCCCUGAUCUACGGGGGGACAGGCCUGGACCCUCAGGCCAAGAUCCGUCGAAGAGUCAUGCACUACGCCAAGAAGAAGUUGCGAACAAAGGCAUCCAGUUCGUCCAGCAACAGCUCGACGUCGACCUCCCGCACCGAAAGAAGCUCAGAGGAGGAGGGCGACCUCCUGCAAGACUCCAACAAGAUCAGGAGCCUCCACCGUCAUGGCCCGGGCCUUCUAGCAGCCAUGGGGGUGGGCCGCAUGAAGGAGGCCAUGGUCGAGUUGGAAUUUGGAAGGAAGAGGAGGCUUCGCUGCCCCCCAUCGCUAUGAAGUAUGUGAGGAGCACCCUGCAUGGAAAACUAUCAGGGGGUGCCCUGAGGGAGGUUAUGACACUGGCAUCUAUGCUGGACUUGAUGAUGAUGGGUCGGGUAAGCGAAGCUGCCGAUCUGGGGAUGCAGAGACUCAAGAGUAUAGAACGGGUCUCUCAAGGGAGUACCUGGGCUUCCACCGAGAAGUUGGAGCUGAUCGGGACCCUGGCACCCCAGAUCUCCACCAGAGCCGAGAUGAGUGUGGCGGCAAAGGAGCUGAAGUUGGAGCACCAGGUCAAAGGAGGAGCAAGCCUAUACAAGGGCAAGGGAGUAGGAGCUCCCGAUUCAAAAGGAAAGAAAGGCAAGGUCGAAGACAAGGGAAAGGGCAAAAGGACGGGAGAAGGCAAGAAAGGGGGUGACAAAGAGGAGGAGAAGUCAGAGAAAGCUCGGGAAGAGGCGCUUGGUGAGCCUCCCAACACGGGAGGAGAGACAAACCUUGUACAGUUAGAUGAGACUGUCCGCUUGGAUGAUGAAAAUAAGGAGUGGCAUGGCUUCCUUGCUUUCAACAAGCCAGUCCCGCACCAUUUGCGUGGUCCGCUGCCUGGUGUUUACUACCUCUGUAGCUCGGUAUUACCGAUGGGGUUCAAAAACUCCGUAUCACUGGCGCAGCAGGUGCACCGAGUGGUGGUGCGCCGUGCCAUGGUCCAUAGUGGUAUGGCUUUGGGCUCUGAAUCGGAGAUUAGGAAGGAUCGCACCUUCCCAGGAGGUGGCCAUCUUUUCAGGGUCUAUUUGGACAACUUUGAUGAGCUCAAAAAGGUGAACCGCCAUUUGGCAGAGACCAUCGAGGGGAAGCUAUCGGCAAUGAGCCUGGGGCUGCGUGAGGAAUACUUACGGCUUCAAAUUCCACGUCAUCCCAAGAAGAGCGUUCAGCAACAGCGUGUCGCAGAAGUGCAGGGAGCCAUCGUUGAUGGCUCCCGCGGUUUGGCUUAUCCGAAACCGGAGAAGGUGAUGAAGUAUUGCCAGUUGGCCUGCCAUCUACUAGCCCGAGGACGUUGCACACAGCGACAAGCUCAAGUAAUUGGUGGUGGCUUUGUUUACCUGGCGAUGUUUCGAAGACCCUUACUAGGCAGCAUGAACGCUUUGUGGCAGUUCAUCGUGAGUUUCGAACACUUCCCCCCGGUCAUUUCUCUGGAUCUCCCGGAGGCAGUCAAAGAAGAGCUGGCCAGGUUCGUAGGCCUCAGUCCUCUUUCAGUGGUAAACUUCCGACUGGAUCUCUCCCAGUGUGUCACGGCCAGCGAUGCCUCGGAGUAUGGGGGAGGGGUAACUUUCUCCCGCGGCCUCACAGAGGCUGGAGCUUGCGCUGCUAGAUGCUCUGUGCGAGGUGACAUUGUAGAGCCUCUGGAGGUAGAGAGCGUGCUCACAGUGGGCCUUUUUGAUGGGAUUUCGGCGUUGCGAGUGGCCGUCGACUCCCUUGGUUGGAAUAUCUUGGGCCACGUCUCUGUGGAAUCCAAUGAAGAGGCACGCCGGGUGGUAGAGUCUCGGUUUCCCAGCACCCGUUUUGUGACUGACAUCGUCUUGGUUGAUGAAGCUGAAGUAAAGGAAUGGGCCUGCCUCUUUAGUCAGGCUUCACUGGUCCUGUUGGGCUCAGGGGCUCCGUGCCAAGGGGUCAGCCAGCUGAAUGCUCAGCGGAAGGGAGCUCUUCGUGACUCCCGCAGUGCUCUUUUCCAACAUGUCCCCCGGGUCAAGGCCUUGGUCCAGAAGUUUUUCCCAUGGGCUCGAGUGGCGUCUCUUGCUGAGAACGUCGCUUCAAUGGAUGAACAAGAUCGGAAAGUCAUGACAGAAGCUUUCGGGGACACGCCCUGGAUGAUUGAUGGCAAGGAUUUCUCAAUUGCUCGCCGACCUCGGUUAUAUUGGUUUGAUUGGGAGCUAGUUGCUCAAGAGGGAGUCACCUUUCAGCUCUCCCGGGAUUCUUCCAGCUCAGCUUGUCAUACCGCCAAGGUGCUCACUCAGGUUGACGAGAGGGAUUAUUUGCAUCCCGGGUGGACCAGGCAGGAGGUACAACCCCUACCAACCUUCACCACCUCACGCUGUCGUGACUAUGAGGGACACCGUCCUGCAGGAAAGGCUCAGUGCCAGGCCCACGAGCUUGAGCGCUGGAAAGCCGACCACUACCGGUAUCCGCCCUAUCAAUACCAAGACAAGAACUGUUUGCAGCAACGGUCCUCCGGUGAGCUUCGGCUGCCUGACAUCGAAGAGCGAGAAUGCAUCAUGGGCUUCCCCCGGGGCUAUACCAUGCAAGCUAUGAAGAAAACCCUCCAUAAUACCCCGGGGCACUUGGCCAGCCGGCUCUCCAUGAUAGGUUUCACUAAGGGAGGCAAACGCCAAGGCGCUGCUGAGAGUGCCAAGGUGGUGGUGGAAGAUGUCAUACGACGAGUCAAACAAUGGCUGGAUACUCCAGGCUACCCACGUGCUUUGGCUAGGGCUUACCUGUGGUUUGGCCAGGAAGUCCUGGGGGCACUAGGGGAUGGGACCGAGAGCUGGCCCUCCAAUGAGGAACUGACCUUGGCCCAGGAGGACGAGAUCAAGGCGUUGGUGUCUGGGCCUAGCAAGCAACUGCCCACAGAGCGAUCUCGCUGGCGAAGUAAGGAUGUGGUGUGUUUGGGAAGUGAGCUGCUUCUGCGCGCCAUGUCACAGGGAGAUGGUAAUGAUUGGUUGGAGUUUGUUCACCUCCCCUCCAGGAGCGCUCGGCAGCUCCCAGCGAGCAGCGAAGGUAUGGAUGCCAGUCCAGUGGUGCGCAUCUUGCCGUGGCCGAAGCCUAGGCUUUUCCAAGGCGACGAGGGUCGAGACGCCGGCGUCGGUCACCGUGGAAGUUGCGUGGUGGUCUUUGAGAGCGGCCACCUGCGGUGGAUGGAGGCGCAUCCCAAGAGCUUGGCACAGAGUUUGCGGGAUCACUUCCAACGUCAAGGUCUGCGAGGCGUCAUGGAGGAGGAGUUGCCAGCUGAAGAUAUGGAGCAGGAAGAAUUGGAAGACUUGGAAGAUAUGGAGUUGGAGGAGCUGGAUGAGUUGGAAGAAAUGGAGCUGGCUGAGGAUGAAGGUGGCCCAGUGGACCAUGACCCUGCGGAGGGUCCAGGGGGGCAAGCUGGUCAAGCAGGUAGAGCUUCUGCACGCAGGCGUGGAGGCCGCCCCACCGCGGGGCAACCCAUGGCACGCCCCGGUGGCCGCGCAACCGGUGGACCAUCUUCCAGCAGCCGCCCAGCCGCUGGUCGCGCCGCUGCCGGAACGCCGGGGAAAGAAGCAGCACCGCCGGAGGCGACGCGGACGGAAGGGGUGGAGGGAAGCCGGCCGGGGGGAAUUUGUCCGGUGGUGGACGAGAAGAGAUGGGGCCAAGAUGGGAAGUCGCCCAAGGAGGUGUCUAGUCCCAAACAUGGCGAGGAAGACGACAAGGAGCACAUCGGAGGCAACCGCUGGGCCGGUGGCACUGGUGGUGCUGACACCGCUGGACUGGGCGGACGUGGCGGGCCUUAUCGUUUGGAAAAGCCUGGGCAGCGAGUCCGACAAGUCAGCGACGAGGCGAAGAAACAAGUGGAUGCAGAGGCUCAAGCAGCAGCCCGGCAGUUGGGACAGGAAGCCCUGCGAAGGCGCUUGGAGGAGAUCCAUUUGAGCGGAGGGGAUUACAACUUCUACAGCAACUUGUUGUCGUCCGUGCAGGGCGAGAUCGAGCGUCUUCGAGCCGUUCUUUCGGGUGCAGCAGCACGACAACUGGAACGUCAUUGGCGCCGUGGUCAGGAAGGCGAGCUGGACGAGACGAGGUUGGUGGACGCCUUGGCAGGCGAAGCCAAUGUCUUCAGGCGGCGCAAGGAACGCGAGCCGCGCCCGGGGGAGCCGCCCAUGCGACCGAAGCGAGCACUCUUCCUCUUCGACGCAUCAGCGUCCAUGUAUCGCUUCAAUGGAUCCGACGGGCGACUCCGACGCACGUGCGAAACUGCCGUGAUGAUCAUGGAAGCCCUUCAAGGUCUAGAGGCGCGGUUCGAUUAUGCGGUUUAUUGCCACGAUGGAGACAGCCCUUUGCAGGAAUUGGUGCCCUUCGGCCAGCCGCCUAUGGAUGAACGCGGAAGACUGACCGUGGUGUCCAAGUUGGUGGCCAGCGCUCAGUACUGCAGCUCUGGUGACAACACCGUAGAAGCGAUCGAGCAAGCGAGACAAAAGGUCAUGGAGGCGGGUCCCGCGGAUGAUCGCUUCGUCUUCGCCUUCUCGGACGCCAACUUCGAACGCUACGGCAUCACGGGGCAGGCCUUGUCCAAAGCCUUGGGCGACAACUCGGGUCGAGAUGAGGUGCGAUCCAUCCUCUUUCUCCUGGCCACCUUUGAAGAUGAAGCGCUGCUGAUGGCCAAGUCCCUUCCGGACCAGGUUCGCUUGUGUUUAGAUCCGCGGACGCUGCCAUCAGAGCUUCGACAGGAGUUUGCUAGCCGCGUGAGUCGCCGAAGUGCCCUCUGAGUAUGUCAGAAUCGUUGAAAUGC